Messenger RNA from Oryza sativa Japonica Group (Japanese rice), 2530 nucleotides. NCBI's taxonomy places the organism in Eukaryota, Viridiplantae, Streptophyta, Magnoliopsida, Poales, Poaceae. The record is from RefSeq and is a predicted model, not a curated record.
CCGUUUCCAGGCUUCCAGCCCACAACCUGACAGCCGCGGCGAGACAAGUCAAGAUUCAAACCAACCCAACCCAACCCAACCGCCGUCACCGACGACGACCACCACCACCAUGGCGGCCAAGGCGGCGUUCCCCGCGCCGGCCGGCGACGAGCCGGCGAUCGGCAUCCCGUACCAUCCGGCGGCGGCGGGGGCCCAGGGCGGUUACUACUACGCGCCGGACCCCUACGCGGCGGGGAUGCCCCCGCCGAACGCGAUCUACGCCGGCGCGCCCAAGGGGGUGCCCCUGCAGCAGACCAUGUUCCGCGACACCCCCGCGCCAUUCCACUGCCAGGCCUGCGGCGCCGCGGCCGUCUCCUCCCUCCGGUCGAAGCCAAGUCUAGCAUCAGUUGUGGCUUGCAUGAUGCCCUUCAUGAUGGGCGUCUGCUUCCUUUGUCCUUCCAUGGACUGCCUCUGGCACAAAUACCACUACUGCCCCAGCUGUGGGGAAAAGGUGGCUGAGUUCAAGAAGUCGGAUCCGUGCCUCGUUGUGGAUCCAACUCGCUGGUCUGAACCGAGCUUCGCUGUGCCUGCGUAAGAACAUACCCUCUUGAUAUCCAAACCGUUUCCAUGGAUGAGAACUAUGCAUUGUUCUUGAGUGAUCUGCUCUGUACAUAGAGAAGGCAACUACCUUGUUGUAUACCAUAUAUAUGUAUCUAAACCGCUGUAUUUUCGCUAAAGUAAUGAACUGUUUAUUCAUGUUUGUCACUCGAUCAUCUGACGGGGUUCAAUUUAGACAUUUGCAUAUUUAUUCGCGGUUGCACCAAUUAUAUACAUAUCCAAUCCUAGCUAUGGGUUGGCAUCAUUUAAUUAUAAGUAAAUCAAUUGUCAUUCCUUAUUAUCAGUUUGUACUUCCGAAGGAAAAGAGUCAAGUUCUUUGGGGGGAGGUCUAACGCGCGAGUUGCUAAACGCGAUAAGAGCGAGUCAACGUGCGCCCACACAGCCUAGGAAUAACGUUGAUCUGCACCGGCAAGAUCAACAACCCACGGAGAGGUGUAUCGAUCGCUAAGGCGCAAGACAACAAUGUCUAGUACGGUUGUAAUCGGGUCGUCAAUAUUUCUCUCAAAUCGUAGUUAUCUCAACUCACUGAAAGAUCGGGCCAACAACAGCCUUGAGUGUCUCGAGUGGAGCUCAGGGUUCAUCAGCCUCUCUCUUCCUUGUCUCUCUCCCCCCUUCUCUACUCUGCAAGAUCGGCAGCCUCGGUGGCGUGCGUCGGCGGUGAUGGCGAUGACGGGGGACGCGGCGGCAGUGGGGGAAGGAGAUGUCGGCAGGCGGCGCGCGGACGGCGGAGGCAUGCUAUCUUGGCCAUGGUCUCGUCGGCCGCGCGUCGCCGCCGUGCACCUCUCCUUCUCCAGCUCCUCCAGCGCGACCUCCCUCCGCCUCCCCUCGGCCGCGAGCCACCGCCUCAACUGCUCCACACUGCGGCCCUCCUCCGCAUCGCCGCCAUUCACGUCACUGGCCGUCGUACACUCGUCUUCGUCCGUGUCGACCUCCUACUCCAGCUCAGCCUCGUCGGCCGCGGACGCCACCGCGCGCCUCUCCUUCUCUAGCUCCUCCAGGCUCCAACGCGACCUCCCUCCGUCUCUCCUCUGUCACAAACCGCCGCCUCAGCCGCUCCACGCUGCCGCCCUCCUCCAUGUCACCGCCAUUCGCAUCACUGGCCGUCGCGCACUCAUCUUCCUCCGCGUCGGCCUCCUGCUCCAGCUCGGCGGCCGCUGACGCCGCCGCGCGCCUCUCCUUCUCUAGCUCCUCCAGUGCGACCUCCCUCCAUCUCCCCUCGGCCGUGAGCCGCCGCCUCAGUCGCUCCACGUUGUCGCCCUCCUCUGCGCCGCCACUGUUCGUGUCACCGGCUGCCGCGCAUUCGUCUUCCUCUGCGUCAGCCUCCUGCUCCAGCUCGGCCUCGUCGGCCGCCGCGCACCUAUCCUUCUCCAGCUCCUCCAGCGUGGCCUUUCUCCACCUCCCCUCGGCCGCGAGCCGCCGCCUCAGCCGCUCCACACCGCCGCCGUCGUUCGCGUCACCGGCCGCUGCACACUCGUCUUCCUCCGCGUCAGCCUCCUGCUCUAGCUCGGCCACCCGCCGCCCGCCAACAGCUCCUCCCCCCACCGCCGCCACGUUGCCCAUAGCCGCCAUCACUGCCGACGCCCGCCGCCGAGGCAUUGCCUGCCUUGCAGAGCAGAGAAGGGGGAGAGAGAGAGAGAUGAGGAAGGGAGAGAAGAGGGGAAAAGAGAGAUGAUGUGGCCACACUGACAUGUGGGGCCCUCGUGAGUUCCACGCUGACUCAGCCAUCACGUCGGAUAAAACCGGGUUCAAAACCACCGAAGGACCUAAAGCGAAUGGAUUUUGUAACUCGAUGACAAGUUGAGGGACCUUCGGUAUACUUUUUCCUCUAGGAUUUGAUUCUUUUUGGAAUAGAGAGACUAUAUAUAAAACUUUACACAUAAAAAAGUUUAUACAAUUUAUACAUAUAUGUUUUGUACCUAUGUGUAUAUAAAGU